Callorhinchus milii (elephant shark) is the source of this 7240-nucleotide messenger RNA. RefSeq names its product plexin b1b (gene plxnb1b). Gene Ontology annotation, molecular function: semaphorin receptor activity; protein binding. The coding region runs from base 550 to 6276 and encodes 1908 amino acids. The record is from RefSeq and is a predicted model, not a curated record. Gene Ontology annotation, biological process: regulation of cell shape; negative regulation of cell adhesion; regulation of GTPase activity. The transcript is spliced from 37 exons. Lineage: Eukaryota; Metazoa; Chordata; Chondrichthyes; Chimaeriformes; Callorhinchidae. Gene Ontology annotation, cellular component: semaphorin receptor complex.
GGGGUGAGGGGGUGAUGUCAUGGGCAGGUCCAGCCUUCCCAGCCCUGUGUGUGCAGUGCUGAGUGAGUUGAGUGCAUGUGAUCUCCCAGUGUGCAGAUUGCAAUGUAAAACGGCCUCAUUAAGUGGCUGUGAGCUGUGGGGGGAGUGGGGGGUAAAGGCAGCGAUAGAGGCUCCGCAUCCGAGCGGUUUGCACGAGCUUUUCUUCCCGCAGAAGCCCUGCGGGUCCCGGGGCGGAGCGGAGCGGAGCGGCGGCACAGAGAGCGCAGGAAAGUUGGAGUUGUGCAGUGAGGAGCGCAGCGCAGAGAGUGCCGGAGAGUUGGCCGCGGGGUCGGGGUCGGGGACCGUGGGAAAGGGCAGCAGUGUCUCAGCAGCUGAACAGCACAAAGUUUCUUAAGCUCGGAACUGGGGGACUUUUCCAAGCAAGACGCUGCGAAAGAUUGUUCAACUGCAGAGGAUCUAUUGAGUGUGACGCGGGGGGGUUGACAGAGCCACCAGUGCAGGGGGGAUGCACCUGUACGAAGAUUUGAAGAAAACAAAUGCACGUUGACCAUGCUGUUUGGGAUAAUCCUCCUGCUUAUCGCUUGCCCCAGUUUGUGUGUUGGCGGCAGAGAGCAGCACAGGAUCUUCCGCAGGCCUGAGAACACGUUCGAGCACCUGACGGUGGACCCUGAGACGGGCAACGUGUACAUCGGUGCCGUGAACUCCCUGUUCCAGCUGACCUCUGAGCUGAGGGAACCGGUGGUGGAGCGAACGGGACCCAAGGAUGACAGCAAGGACUGCCUGCCCCCGGUCACCGCCAAUGACUGUGCCCAUGCCACGUCGACAGACAACCACAACAAGCUACUGUUGGUGGACCCCUAUGGCAGGGAGCUCAUUACCUGCGGCAGCUUGUUCCAGGGCAUCUGUGAGAAGAGGAAUCUGACUCUCAUUAGCAGCAUCACCUUCCGGCCCGAGCGCCCAGUGGACACCCAAUACGUGGCGGCCAAUGACCCCAACGUGACUACAGUGGGGCUGGUGGCGUGGCCCAGGGGCACCGACCCUGUGCUGUUUGUUGGCCGUGGCUACACCAGUAAGGGGGCCGGGGGCAUUCCCCCCAUCACCACCCGCAACCUGAGGCUGGCUGGCUCCGAGUCCCAUCCCAUCUUCUCCUACGAGGACACGGCCAAGCUGGCGGUGGCCGGCAGGCUGUCCGAAUACAACCACCAUUUUGUCAAGUCCUUCAUCCACCGCUCAUCUGUCUACUUCCUGUUCUAUCGCCGGGACUUAAAGUCGGCCUCUAGAGAGUAUAAGACUUACAUUUCCCGUAUCUGCCUGGGGGACACGCACUAUUACUCGUACGUGGAGCUGCCCCUGGAGUGCCAGACGGACGAUAUGACUUACAACCUGCUUCAGGCAGCCUAUGUGGGCAGCCCUGGCCAGGGCCUGGCGGGGCCAGGCGGGGUACUCGUGGACGGAGGGGCAGUCCUGUUCGCCACCUUUGCCGUGGGACAGACUGCCACCGCCAAGCCCACUGACGAGUCAGCCUUUUGCCUUUUCCCCCUCAGCCAGAUUGACGGCAUGAUAAACCGCACCCGGGACCUGUGCUACACCAAGUCUGGGAAGACACCGGACGGUGAGGAGUUGGCCUACAUUGAGUACGAAGUGAAGUCCAGCUGCACGGGGCUGACCUCGGACACGCUCAGCGCCUACCCGUGUGGCUAUGACCACACGCCCAGCCCGAUGGCCAGUCACAUUCCCAUCACGGUGAGGCCGGUGCUGACCAUGGCUCGGGUGCGGUUGGUUGCCGUAGCAAUCAGUGUGGAGAUGGAGCACACCAUAGCCUUCCUGGGCGACAGCAAAGGCCUUCUGCACAAGGUUUACAUCAGAGACUGGGACCAGGCAGAGUGGUAUUCACGGCUGGAAAUCCAGCCCAACGCGGCAGUGAACGGGGACUUGGCAUUUGACCGUGAGCGCGCACACCUGUACGUCACCACCAGGUCCCAGGUGGUGAGGCUGCCGCUCAGUGAGUGCCCCCAGCACCCUGACUGUGCCUCCUGUCUGGCCGCUCGAGACCCCUACUGUGGCUGGUGCAUUCUCCAGGGCAGGUGCAGCAGGAGGUCAGAGUGUGGCAGAGCUGAGGAAGAAAGCCAGUGGCAAUGGAGCUAUGGGAAAGAUCAGCAAUGCCUGAAAGUACAGUCGCUGACCCCAGCCAAUAUCAGCAGACAAGAGAAAAUACAGGUGUUUCUGGAGGUGGCUGACCUGCCCACUCUGGCAGAAGAGGAAUCUUACAAAUGCCUGUUUGAGGAAUUUACCAGUGCAGCCGUUCUCACAGAGACAGGAGCUGUCUGCUGGAGCCCAGAUAUCAGCACACUGCCUCCCACUCAACCAGGAGCAGAUCACGUGACUGUGAAGCUGCUACUCCUGUUCCACAACAUCACCGUGGCAAACACCCAAUUCACCUUCUACGACUGCAGUGCCGUCCAGCAGCUGUCCAGAGAUUUCCCGUGCCGUGGAUGCGUGAGCAGCCGCUGGGGCUGUAACUGGUGUGUGCUGCAGCAUCACUGCACCCACAACACCAGCUGUGAGGAUCCCCUUAUCAUCUUCAACGAGAACAGGGACGAGGGAUUGGAGAUGGGAGCCGAGGCCUGUCCCUGUGUGCACAGUAUUCAGGGCUCAGCUCUGUUGCCAGUAAACGUGGAGAGAAAAAUCACUCUGGAGGGUCGCAACCUGCACUUCUUUCAUGAGCCCGAAGGUGACUACGAGUGUGUGUUUGUGAUCGAGGGGCGGCUGGUGGUGGUCGAGGCCUUCGUGGAAGUGGACGAGGACGAAUCCAAACGUUACUUCAUCACCUGUCAGGUGCACCAGUACACGUACUCCUCGCCUCAGCACGAGUACAGCAUGACUGUGUAUGUGCAGCGUCGGCCCAACUACAGAGUGGACAGCAGCUCCCAGCACCUACACAUUACGCUAUAUAACUGUUCAGUGGGCCGCACUGACUGCAGCCGUUGCCAGACGGCAGACACGAAGUACGCGUGUGCGUGGUGUGGGGGUGUGGAGCCGCGCUGCGUGUACCAGCCCACGUGCCAGCAGGGAGUGGAGCAGACCUGCCCGGGACCCCUCAUUCAUUCGAUCGAGCCGAUAUCGGGGCUGUUGGAAGGCGGCACUGGGGUUACCAUCACGGGGUCGAACCUCGGGCAGAGAUUCGAGGAGAUCGAGGACUCGGUGCUGGUGGCCGAUGUCCCCUGCCGACCGGACAGGGACCUGUACCGCGUCUCCACCAGAAUUGUGUGCUACACGGCAGCCAGUGACAUCUCGACAUCAGGCCACGUCACAGUCAAAUUGAUUAACGGUAGUGAAAGCAUCUCAACCCAACUGUUCACUUAUCAGGACCCGGUGCUGGGCUCUAUCUCCCCGUUGCGGGGGCCCAAGGCCGGGGGGACGUCUCUCACCAUCAGCGGGCUCAGGCUGCUGACAGGGAGGCCCAGCCACAUCAGAGUCCUCGUGGGCUCCCUCCCUUGUGUCAUCUCUGCAGAUAUCGGAGCCGAACAGCUGGAGUGCCUGACCGGCCCUAGCAACCAGACAGCAGAGCUGCCCGUCACAGUGAUGUACGGAGUUGCUCCCCGCAUCCUGGCCCACGUGUUGUACAGCUACACAGAGGAUCCCAACAUCACCCUCGUCUCUCCAGCCAGCAGCUUCCUCGGCGGUGGACGCCUGAUCAGUGUUCACGGGCAGAACCUGGACGCGGUGCAGUCUCCCCGCAUCAGGGUCCAGCUGACAGUGAGGGAGCGGCAACGGCGCUCGGGCUCCAGACUGCGAGGGCGACCAAGGACACGGAAACUGAUCACUGAGGGAGGGCUGAGCCCACUGACGUUCUAUGAGUGGUGCCAGGUGAACUCCUCCACCUUCAUGACAUGCAGGACACCAGCGGUUGGCAGCCCGGUGAACCACGGCUCCAUCACCGUUCACUUCAUCAUGGACAACCUCAGCUUCGACUUCAACCAGAUCAGCCCGGUUCCGUUCACCUACCAGCCCGACCCCCUCCUCAAGCCCCUCAAUGCCGAUGACCCCUCCAAGCCAUACAGGCACAAACCAGGCAGCGUGCUUUCUGUGGAGGGGGAAAACCUGGACCUUGCAAUCACAAAGGAGGAGGUGGUGGCGAUGGUGGGGGAGGGUGUGUGUGUGGUGCGGACGUUGACCGGACAUCACCUGUACUGUGAGCCGCCCCUGGAGCAGCCUGGUCCCCGAGGAGGGGGCAAGCGGGACAGCGCCGACUCCCUGCCCGAAUUCAUUGUGCAGAUGGGGAAGCUGAACUACACGCUGGGGACCAUCCAGUAUGAUGCUGAGAGUCCCUUGAAUUUCCCGCUGGAGGCACAGAUUGGAUUGGGAAUGGGAGCUUCCAUCGUGGCCUUGAUUGUCCUGAUUAUUGUCCUCAUCUACAGGCGCAAGAGCAAACAGGCACUCCGUGAUUACAAGAAAGUCCAGAUCCAACUGGAGAACCUGGAGACCAGUGUCCGCGACCGGUGCAAGAAGGAAUUCACAGACCUGAUGACUGAGAUGAUGGACUUGUCCAGUGACUUGGUCGGCACGGGGAUUCCCUUCCUGGAUUACAAGACGUACGCAGAGCGGGUCUUUUUCCCGGGACACAGGGAGUCCCCGCUGCAGAGAGACCUGGAUGUUCCUGAAUCCCGGAGGCAAACUGUGGAGCAGGGGCUGGUACAGCUCUCCAACCUGCUCAACAGCAAGCUCUUCCUCACCAAGUUUAUCCACACGCUGGAGAGCCAGCGCACCUUCUCCCCCCGGGACCGUGCCUAUGUGGCCUCACUGCUGACUGUGUCCCUACACGGCAAACUGGAAUACUACACCGACAUCCUAAAAACAUUGCUCAACCACCUGGUGGAACAGAACGUGGCCAGGAAUCCCAAGCUCAUGUUGCGCAGGACGGAAACGGUGGUUGAGAAGCUACUGACAAACUGGAUGUCGAUCUGUCUGUACACGUUUCUCAGGGAUUCUGCCGGGGAAUCGCUGUACAUGCUGUUUCGGGCUAUCAAACACCAGGUGGAUAAAGGCCCUGUGGAUGCAGUUUCUGGGAAAGCCAAGUACACGCUCAAUGACAACAGGCUGCUCCGAGAGGAUGUGGAGUAUCGUACACUGACACUGAAUGUCUUGGUGCAAGGAGCAGGGGACGGACAACCUGCUCCAGUGAAGGUGCUGGACUGUGACACCAUUACCCAGGUCAAGGAGAAGAUCAUUGACCAAAUCUACAAAGGAGUGACCUACUCGCUGCGACCACAUGUGGAAACCCUUGACCUCGAGUGGAGAUCAGGUUUGGCUGGACAUUUGAUCCUUUCAGAUGAAGACUUGACGUCGGUCUUGCAGGGGAACUGGAAGCGGCUGAACACCUUGCAGCAUUACAAGGUUGCUGAUGGUGCCACAGUGGCUCUUGUGUCCCGACUGAGCAAACACAUCCACCAAGAGAAUCAUGAUUACAUGGCUGGAGAGAAGACCCCAAUGUUGGAGGAUGCCGACGAGGGUGGGAUCAAGGCCUGGCAUCUGGUGAAGGGCAGUGAGGAGCCGGAGCUGCCCAGACACCGGCGCGGCAGUGUGCGGGAGCGCGAGCGAGCAAAGGCCAUUCCUGAGAUCUAUCUGACACGACUGCUCUCCAUGAAGGGAACACUGCAAAAGUUCGUGGACGACCUGUUCCAGGUGAUCCUCAGCACCAGCCGGCCGGUGCCUCUCGCUGUCAAAUACUUCUUUGAUCUCCUGGAUGAACAGGCUGUGCAUCACGGCAUCAUCGACUCCGAAACCAUCCAUAUCUGGAAAACCAACAGUCUGCCUCUGCGUUUCUGGAUAAAUAUUAUUAAAAACCCGCACUUCACCUUUGACGUCCAGGUGUCGGACAACGUGGACGCAGUGCUGUCGGUCAUUGCUCAGACCUUCAUGGACUCCUGCACCAUCGCCGAACACAAGCUGGGCAGGGAUUCACCAAUCAACAAACUACUGUACGCCAGAGACAUCCCGCGAUACAAACAGAUGGUAGAGAGGUACUACGCUGAUAUCCGUCAGACGAUCUCCGCCAGUGACCAGGAGAUGAACUCUGCCUUAGCUGAGCUGUCCAGGAACUACUCCAACGAAAUGAACUGUCUCGUUGCUCUGCAUGAGCUCUACAAGUACAUUAACAAGUAUUAUGAUCAGAUCAUCACGGCCCUGGAGGAGGAUCCCAUGGCCCAGAAGAUGCAGCUGGGGUACAGGCUGCAGCAGAUCGCAGCCUCUGUGGAAAACAAGGUCACCGACUUGUGACAGGAGGGCCAGCUGAGCAGGGAUGAGAGCCCAGGAAUAUGACUGACAGCACACUCAAUGCAGGAGUGCCUUAUUGGGAAUCUGCUUCCUGGCUUUGGUUGGGGGGUGGGAGGGGCAGCUGCAAAAUUCCACACAGUCUUAGCCAGUGACACCAUCCUGCUUCAAAAUGUAACCCACACAAUCGAGGAUUGAUCUCGAAAUCCAGCUUCAGAACUGAGACGGACUUUAAGGAUUUCCCACAGUUCUGCCACCACUUUAAAUUCUGAGACAAAAUGGUCCCCCAGACUAAGACUAGGUGGAAUUUCAGGUGUCAGAAGCUCCUACAAUCCUCAACGAGGGAGCGGGCGCUGAUUCCUCCCUGCCAGCUGUACCCGGGCUGGACUGCCAACCCCGAGUGUUCAUAUUGUAGAUUAUUAGGGCAGUUUAACAGCAACACACCCACAAAGAGCACUCAGUGAACAAAUGAUGUGAAUAUUUUUUUCUGUGAAGAGACUUUUUCAAGUUUUUUAAAACUAAUUGCUGAGAGGUAUUACCGCUGGUCGCUGGGAGCUCAUCGGGGCUGGAAUGGGGGUGGAUAGGGGAAUGGGGCUCAGAGAGGUCAACUCCUCAUCCACUAACCGUCACGUGGUGUGAAUCACAAUCCGUGUUUAAUCCACUGGCAACCACUCUGGCUGUGUCCACCAUUCACUUCCAGAGCCCACGAGGUCCGGCACAGACACCAAGGGAUGUCUAUACUAGAGAGGGAAUCCCCUCUCUGUCUCCACACUAAGGCAUGUGCAGUAACUAUCCAUUCACACCACAGGCUCUGAGUUGGAACUUUACAAUUACAGACUUUAAAAUUCUAAAUGUCACAGAAUUCUGUAAAAAAGUGUGGUGACUAUGAACUUGUAGGCUCAUGCAGAGGACAAGUUGUGCACAAUGUCCCACAAUUUGUACAGCAAUGUCCCACAAACAGCCAUGGAGU